Molecule: messenger RNA, 395 nt
Organism: Mesorhabditis belari
Lineage: Eukaryota; Metazoa; Nematoda; Chromadorea; Rhabditida; Rhabditidae
Source: the annotation of a GenBank genome assembly
GACGAGUGAAGCGCAGUCUCGAGCUAGCCGGUGAAAAUUUGCCUGAUGAGGAGGUGGACGCAAUGUUGAACUCUCAACAACAAAUUUUUUUCCGAGAAGUCAAUCCAUUGACAAUCGCUGGUCGAAUGGCGUUGGAAGACGCGAAACAAAGACAUGGAGAGAUCCUUGAACUGGAGGAGAGCUUGAGGACUUUGCAGGAGAUGUUUGAGGAUAUGUAUAUGCUUGUACAUGCACAGGGUGAAAUGGUUGAACGUAUCGAUAAAAAUAUCGAGAAUGCUCGCUAUGAGGUUCAACAAGCUGCCGUCAAUACGAAAACCGCGGUUGAGUACAAGAAAUCGGCGCUACGAAAGAAAUGGCUUCAAUGGUUCCCCUUCUUAUAUCCCCUACUUCAAAAC